Messenger RNA from Rhodotorula graminis WP1, 1456 nucleotides. RefSeq lists its product as uncharacterized. Gene Ontology annotation, biological process: glycerolipid catabolic process. Lineage: Eukaryota; Fungi; Basidiomycota; Microbotryomycetes; Sporidiobolales; Sporidiobolaceae. Bases 1 to 1347 code for a protein of 448 amino acids. The record is from RefSeq and is a predicted model, not a curated record. Gene Ontology annotation, molecular function: triacylglycerol lipase activity. The transcript has 7 exons.
AUGCCGCACGUCGACCUCCCCGAUGGCAGCGCCUCGCUGUACUACGAGCUGCACACGGCGACCGGCCGGCCAGACCUGGCCAAGCCGAGUCUGAUCCUCGUCGCGCCGUCGUGGGGCAACGUCCUCCAGCUCAAGGACUAUGUCGCCGCGUUCAAGAACGACUACUCGGUGUGCUGCAUCGAGCCCCGCAGCCACGGCCGCACUCGCAACACGGUCACGCCGUCGUACGACUACUUCGUCGCGGCCGCCGACCUCGCGUUCGCCAUGGACGCGCUGCAGCUGCCGCCGUCACACGUCUUUGCCGCCGGCGUUCAAGCCUUCCAGCCCGCCCUCAAGAUGUCGAUCAUCUUCCCCGACCACGUCCUGUCGCUGUCGCUCGUCGGCCUCUCGUCCGCCUUUGCCCUCCCGCGGCACAUCAACGAGUUCCGCGAGGUGGGCGAGGCGUGGGCCGCGCCCGAGGACGAGUCGAUCUGGGCAGAGUGCGUUGAGGCGAUCGGCCAGUUCGUCCUGACCGAGUGCGAGGGUCGCGAGAAGGUCUGGGACACGGUCCUUCCGCCGCUCGUUCGGCACUACAACCCGUACAAGGCGCGCAACGUGUGGAUGUCGACGGCGCCCAACCAGACCGUGUCCAAGAUCACGCCCGAGCUGCUCGCCGGCAUCCGGCAGCCUCUCUUGCUCAUCCAGGGCGAGGCCGACAUGUGCUACCCGGCCGAGGACGUCGAGGCACUCGCGCAGCACUUUACCGGCUCGAAGGACCUGCGCUUCCGCAUCGAACCCGGCGCACCACACCUCCUCGCCCUCACGCACGCGCCCGCCGUCAUCCCCCGCAUGCGCGACUUCCUCGCCGCCCAUUCCGCCAACCCUCCCGCCAUUAUCCCUCUCGACGCUCAACGCGCUCUCGAGCGGGCCGCACGCAUCGUCGGCAACCCGGCCGUCGCCGAGCGGGAUCCUGCGUCGCCGCUCUCGUUCUGCCUGCUCAAGCCCGACGAGUUUGCGGCCGGCAAGGCCAAGCUCGAGCACGCGUUCGCGCAGGAGCAGGCGUGUAGGCUCGACCUGCCGAUGUGCUUCGAGAAGGACGACUGGGAGAAGGGCGCCGACCAGCAGCGCAGGUGGACGUGGACGGGCCGGGUCGAGUACGCGCGGCGGCACGAGGCGGCACGACCCAUCUCGACGACCUCGUUCGGGAGCGGCAUCGCCGUCGAGGUGCAGCAGUCCGAGGUGACGGAUGGCCCGAGCAGCCCCAUAACGAGUGCGACGGCGUCGAUGAAGGCGACGGCGCUCAACGGCGGCGACGACGACGACGACGAGGGCGUCCCUCCCCCUCUCCCGAGCAAGAUUCGAGUUUGAGUUUCUCUCCCUCUGCAGCCACCUUCUCCUCCGGGUGCCACCCUCUUGUUGUACUCUCGCACGCAACCUUUGUCACGAACCUGCAACUACUCAGUCACCUCCUCGUGCC